AUGAGCUGCGGAAGCUGCUCUACGCUGAAAGAGGCACACAAAGUAAAACGCAAGCAGCAGCAGCAGCAGCGGCAGCAGCAGCAGAGGCAGCAGCAGCAGCAGCAGCAGCAGCAGCGGCAGCAACAGCAGCAGCAGCAGCUGCAGCAGCUGCAGCAGCGGCAGCAGCAACAGAGGCAGCAGCAGCAGAGGCAGCAGCAGCAGCAGCGGCAGCAGCAGCAGCAGCGGCAGCAGCAGCAGCAGCACCUUCUUCUGCUGCUGCUUUGUGUCUGCAGGUUACUGGAGGGCCUCAACAAGAUGGACGAAAGAAUGUUAGGAAGAGGCGACAGCUGGAGGGCCGACGGGGCCUUUUUUUACUCGGGCGCGGUGCUGCACGCUGUGCUGGAGUCCGACGAUGAAGAGGCGGACUACAGAGAAAAGAUCAUGGCGGUGAAAGAGGGCGCCCUUGUUUUCUUCCUGGACCCAAAGGCAAGGGACGAGGAGCCCACGACGGUGCUGCGGCCCCACAAAACCCUUUCUGUUUCUUUUUCUCCAAACGCUUUUUUAAUUUCCAUUUCUUAUCUCCCUUUCCCUUCUCGCCACGAAGUCCACCUCGUCAAACUCAUUUCCGAAGACGAACUCAACAGGUAG
Eimeria tenella is the source of this 627-nucleotide messenger RNA. RefSeq lists its product as uncharacterized. The transcript has 5 exons. The record is from RefSeq and is a predicted model, not a curated record. The coding region runs from base 1 to 627 and encodes 208 amino acids. Lineage: Eukaryota; Apicomplexa; Conoidasida; Eucoccidiorida; Eimeriidae.